AAGGGAGAUGGAGUCAUCCAUCUGCCGUCCAGACUGGGAAACUUGAGAAGUGUGCUGCUUGCCUGGAGCUAGAAUUCAGGAUGUGAUGGAGUGUCUGCGAGGACCACUCCCCCUUCCUACUCCUCCAUGUAGGCGCCAAUGAUACUACAAAGAAUGUCCUUGAGCAGGUCACUGUGGCUCUGGGAAGAGGGAUAAAGGAUUUUGAGGCACAAGUCAUGUUCAUGUCCAUCCUCCCUGUUGAAGGAAAAAGCCCAGGUAGGGACCGUUGAAUUGUCAAGGUAAAUGUGUGGUUACACAGGUGAUGUCGGAGAGAGGGCUUUGGAUUCUUCGACCAUGGGAAGUUGUUCCAGCAAGAAGGAUUGCUAGGAAGAGAUGGAAUCCACCUAAUGAAGAGAGGGAAGAGCAUCUUCGCAGGCAGACUUGCUAACCUAGUGAGGAGGGCUUUAAAAUAGGUUCGCCCGGGGAUGAUGACCUAAGCCUGGAGGUAAGUGGGGAAAUGGGAUACUGGGAGGAAACACAAGGAGGAGGGUGCAACAGGCACUGCAAAAUACAUCCUUUCCAUGGAAAAUACUGUUUUUCUUGAAUGAUCCUGUGCCAUAGAAGGAGACCUUUCCUUGAAAAAAGGCAUUUUUGGUCACUAGCACAUACACAACAGAGAUCCCUUUUGACAGAUGAACAGAAAUAAUAACACAGCAAAACUUUGAGAUGUUGCCAGGCAACUCAAUAGACAGAAAUUAUCCCAGACAGUGCAGUGAUGCUGGAAUUGGAAGCAGAGACUAGUUUAUUUUAAUCUUUAUUUUUCUCUUGUUUGUUGAACUUAGGAGCAAGAGAGAAAUUUAAUUUAUUUACACCCCUCCCCAAACAAUUUUGAUUUCUCAUAAUGACAACAUCCAUUGAUAGGAACAUUCCACUACUUAGUGAUCCUGGCCAUCUUAUUGACUAUGAAAGCAGCUUUGCUGGAUUUUAUUUUUAAAUACACACACAAAGAAUACUCAGCUGACCUGUUGGACCAAAACCCAGCAGUAACUGUCAAGGCUGACAAACACACUAAAAGCAUACAACUCAGAAAAACAUGAAGUAUUGCAUUUUCCCAUUGUGGCACUUUCAGUCCUAAUGUAGUCCGUGUGUGUGUGUGUGUGAGAGAGAGUGCGUGCGUGUGCACACACACACACACACACACACAAAGAAUUAUAAAUUAGUCCAAUAAAACUUCAUAUAUCUGAGCUACGAAUAAAAUUUUGCUCCUUUCAUGGUAGGACAGACUUCACAAAUUAUCUUUUACUUAUCUCAUUCGGUAGCGCAUACACAUAUAUAAAUAACUGAAGUAACUGCCAGAUGUCUUUUCUCACAUUUUUUCCCAAAACCACACUGAUAAACAGCAAACAAGGAGUGAGCACAGAGCUGUGCUCAUUUCUAACUAAUCAUUUCCAAAAGGAUACACCAAAAUCAUGAAGAGCCACUUAAUAGGAAUUCUUUUGAGCUUCUGGGUUGCUGUCUCACCUGCUUUGUAUUUUCAUUCAGGGGAAAGAGAGGAGAAAUGCAUAAUAGAAGACAUUCCAAGUGAUACCUUGAUUACUGGGAGUUACAAGGUACAGCAAUGGGACAUACAUGAACACAGGUUUCUUGAAUCUGCGCCUGGUUUGGGAAUGUUUGUGACCAUUACAACUCCUACUAAGGAGCUACUGUUGUCAAAAUUGUAUGGUCCACAAGGAACAUUCUCUUUUACGUCACACUUACCUGGGGAGCAUAAUAUCUGUUUGCAGUCUAACUCCACAAAGCUUAUCUCAUUUGGAGGAAGUAAACUGCGUAUCCACUUGGACAUUAGAGUUGGAGAGCAUUUUCUUGAUGAAGCUAUCGCUCAAGCCAAGGACAAAGUUAAUGAAGUUAACUUUAGACUCGGACAUCUAAUUGAGCAAAUUCAUCACAUAUCCAAAGAACAAAACUAUCACAGAGAACGUGAGGAGUACUUUCGAUUGACAAGUGAAGAAACAAACAGCAAUAUCCUGUGGUGGGCUCUUGCACAAACAUUAAUCCUUAUCUUAGUUGGAGUCUGGCAAAUGAAAUGUCUUAAAGAUUUCUUUAUAGCUAAAAAGCUUGUUUAAGACUGAUAGAAGUGAAUAUACUUCUAAAUUAUUCAACAUAUAAUGCAUAAUGUCUACAUUAAUAAAGCACAAAAUGCAAAA
This is a messenger RNA of Chrysemys picta bellii (western painted turtle), 2183 nucleotides long. Its product is annotated as transmembrane emp24 domain-containing protein 11-like. Gene Ontology annotation, cellular component: COPII-coated ER to Golgi transport vesicle; endoplasmic reticulum-Golgi intermediate compartment; Golgi apparatus. The record is from RefSeq and is a predicted model, not a curated record. NCBI's taxonomy places the organism in Eukaryota, Metazoa, Chordata, Testudines, Emydidae. Gene Ontology annotation, biological process: Golgi organization; intracellular protein transport; endoplasmic reticulum to Golgi vesicle-mediated transport.